UUUGUGAUUACAGGUAAACGGGAAAGGACCAAACCAGAAUACCAGGAGGACACUAACUGUACGGUGGCGUUCAUGUCAGAAUGUAGCGCCAUGCAGAAGUGCAAGGAUGCUUGCAGGUCGAUGGGAGCUAGUCAGUACCGUUGGUUCCACGACCAUGGCUGCUGUCAGUGUGUAGGCCAUACCUGUCUCAACUACGGACUUAACAAACCCCGCUGUUCAAACUGUCCGCCUCCGGACGAGAUCGACGAUAUCGAACAGGAGGAGAAGAUGGUCCAGGAGAUGAACAGGAUUGAUGACCAGGUAAUGGAAAUGGAGGAAGAAAUCAACGAUGAAUUUGAUGAAUUUGAUGAUGAUGACGAUGAUGAUGGUGAUGAUGUUGACGAUGACGAUGAGAAUCCAGAGGUUGAUUCACAAGGUUGAAUGCUGUGUCACAGAACACAACACAAACAUUACAUUUUAGAAAAGUGUUUUUCAUUUUUUUGAAAGUGAAACCAUUUAAAGCCAAAGUUAUUGUUGAUUUUAACAAGAGAGUUAUCCUUCUUGUGUAAAGCAUUAUCUCAAGUAGGCCAAGAACAGCUAGGGUAGGACGUAGAAGCCAUACAAUGUAGGCUGUGUUUUACAGAUCUCUCUAGUAGGUUAUGCUGAGAAGCAUAUCUGAAGAGAAUUAUGUUAUGUAAACAUAUGUCAUGUAGUAAGUUACAGUGACAAAAUUCAUUGUAUCACUAAUUUAUCACCUAAAAAUGAAACGAAGAAAUAGUUCAGUCUGCAAUUUCUAGCGUUCGAUACUGGCCUGGAUGACAAAGGAAAGAAGUAGAUUGAAGUGUUAUUAAUAGAUUUGUAGGUUAGUAAGCCAAUCAAGCAUGCCAGUAUUUCACACUGUUGUUAUGUCAUUAGUGAUGUCUUAACUUUAUUAUUAGAAUAAUUAUGUCAUAUUAUAUGCUACCUUACACUUAAGAAAUGAUUGACCAUUUAAUAGUCAAAUAUACUAUUUUACAGUGUAGAAUUCUUUUGAUAAGGAGAAUCAAUUUGUCAGGGUAAGGUAGCAUAUAUCCUUAAGUUUUGUAGGCCAAGUGGCAGUUGUUUAAACACCAUUCUGUAUGUUAGUUGUCACAUCGUAGCGCACAUCAUCAUUGCACCACAAACACCAUCAUCUAGUGGUCACAACAGGUACACCACCCUCUUGUGGUUACCACAAAUUCACCACCAUCUAGUGGUAACCAUGCAUACAACACCAUCUUUUGGUAACCAUGGAUACACCAUCUAGUGGCUACCAUAAAAAUGCUAUCUUAUAGUUACACUAUAAGAUACACCAUCACCUUGUGGUAACCAAGCGUGUACACCACCAUCUUGUGUGUGGUAACCAUGCAUACACCAUCAUCUUGUGGUAACCACGCAUACACCAUCAUCUUUUGGUCAUCAUACAAACACCAUCUAGUUUCCAUCACCUAAACACUAACAUCUUGUUAUCAUCGUAGAAGCAUCUGUCUUAAUUUAUAAUAUAUAAUCUGAUAUAUCAUUGCUGCAGACCCCCCUUUCCCAAAUGUCCGUUAUUGUGGUACCAUAAUCUAUGUCAUUUUAACAAAGCUUUCCUAGUGUGUAGUCCUUUUGGGGAGAUGGACACCCUGUGUCGGUCUAGCUAGUUUAUCAGAGGUCAAAUGACUUCAUGGUGAAUUCCUGCAAUUCGUGUACCUGGUGAAUUAAAACACAGAACUUUAACAUUUCUUUUGUUACCCUUUGUUUGUAGCAGGUGUUUCACAACUAGUGUGUACAUGUAUAGUGCGCCUCUUUAGAAAUGAAUUAGUUCUGUGCACGUUUUUAUGAUUAAUGCCAAAAGUAACAGGAAAUUUAUGAUCAGACCAUACAAUUACUGGUAUUGAAUUAUUUUUUAGAUUAUUUGUGUAUAAUGAUACCUCCCUAAUUAGAACAGUUUUGUUGAUGUCUAGUGGAACCUGUUUAAUCUGAUUACUUUUGUUCUUAACUCAUUCACCCCUGUUCACACAUUUGAACUCCUCCAAUUCAAAGGUUGGAACAGU
Molecule: messenger RNA, 2033 nt
Organism: Mizuhopecten yessoensis (Yesso scallop)
Lineage: Eukaryota; Metazoa; Mollusca; Bivalvia; Pectinida; Pectinidae
Product: protein twisted gastrulation-like
Exons: 1
Biological process (GO): regulation of BMP signaling pathway
Source: RefSeq, a predicted model, not a curated record